Molecule: messenger RNA, 4064 nt
Organism: Formica exsecta
Lineage: Eukaryota; Metazoa; Arthropoda; Insecta; Hymenoptera; Formicidae
Product: monocarboxylate transporter 12
Exons: 11
Coding region: 1396-3840 (814 amino acids)
Biological process (GO): monocarboxylic acid transport; transmembrane transport
Molecular function (GO): monocarboxylic acid transmembrane transporter activity
Source: RefSeq, a predicted model, not a curated record
AGACAGGAAGGACCUAAGACAGGCGACGGCCGGACGGGCGUUUUAUUGAUUCUGGGGCGCCGCGGCGCUACCCACCCGCGGCGGGGUAGAGCCUGCUGGCGAGAGGAAAACUCUCCUCCCCGGCGAGGAGGACGAUUUUCUCCAUCGUCUCUUCAUCCUUUUACCUACCUACCUCGGAAAUCGGCGGGCCGAUUUUCCCCGAUUCUUCCUUCCACCCCACGCGGUCGCGCCUCUCCAAUCUCUUCCCCUUUUUUUUUUUUGCAACUCGGAGCCGGCCGGUGGGUGUGUGCAACGACACCGUCGUCGUCGUCGUCGUCGUCGUCGUUCGUCGAACCGUCGGUAUCAGUCAGCUUCUUGAUAGCGGUCAGGAAACGGGCACGAUCGAUCGUCGUGGAUAAUCGCGAAAGUGAAGAAGGUCGCACCAAUAACCUACAGACUACCGGGAGAGUUUCCCAGUGAAAUAUUCGCGCCGGUUACCGUCGCAACGUGACAGAAACUCCUUGAGCAACUUUCAAUAAUAUUUAUAUAUGCGCGAAGAAUCUCUACGAAAUAUUUAUAAAAGAAAAUUGUGAGAAUAAAGUGUGAUAACAUUGGAAAAUCGUUCUCGUUGUUGCUGAAGAACCGGUUUCGCGAGGGAACGGUGACGGAGACCGAAGAGAUUACGAAAGGAAAAUCAUAUGUUUUACACUAUCGUUGAAAUCAGCUUAGACAGUUACCAAGAUAUCGACGAGAUCGAAUUAAAUCGAAGUUGCCCCAAAUACUUCCUUCGAACGCCGCUGUGGAAAAUAACGAAAAGCGAUCACCAGUGUUGAGAAACAUUCCGAAUGUUCAUGAUGAUAACGAGAAAAUAGGGAAACGAGGAUUACUUUAAAUGGUCCUGCGGCUAAACUUUAACGUCAAGUUUAAACUCUAAGAUUUAUCGGUGGAUGACGAUAAUCUGCGGGGAUAAUAAUUUUUCGAAGAAGGUGCGGAGAGAAGAAAUUUCCGAUUCCGCACGAUCGGUCGUUUUCACGCUCUUGAUCAUCGAAUUAAAAGUGCGAUUGCGAGAGAAGCGGCGAGAAAAUUAAUUCAUCGCAUAAGGUAAGAUAAAGUUUAAUAAGCGCAUCGAAUAAAAGACAGAAAUAAGAGACAAAAACGUGAAGACUAAAGACAGAAACAAAGGGGAAAAGUCGGGAGUUCGAUCGCUUUUGCGAGACAAAUGGACGUAGACGUGACCAAGGAAGCUAACUUCCAUAGGGAGCCUGUCAGAAAUUUGAUGCCGAUGGAAGCGUCGUAAGCCGCCGUUGGGGCUGCGCUGAUUCGCGUCGAUUAUCCGAAGAAUCGGUCGAUUUCGACGAGGCAUCGAGGAGGAAGCCCAGACCUCGUCUGUCGUCCGGGUGGUUCUGUGGCACUGAAAUGGGCCCCGCCAGCAGCCACGAGCAGAUUGGCGAGCAAAUCGGCGACGACGAUGGCCUGCAGAUCCACCCGAAGCCGUUGAUACUGGCGAACAAUAUCACGGAGAGCGAAUAUUCUGUAGAAGAACAAUCGAGAUUAACGGGGGCCGAUGGACCGGGCGGCGAUGAAGCUUCGCCCGAAGAUGAGGGAGGUUCGCUCUGCGAAUACCACGAUAUACCACCCCCACCUGACGGUGGUUAUGGUUGGGUGGUGGUAUUUGCAUCGUUUAUGUGUAACAUGAUAGUGGACGGUAUUGCCUAUACGUUCGGCGUUUUUCUAGGAGAGUUUGUUAAAUAUUUUGGGGAAGGAAAGGGCAAGACCGCUUGGGUUGGCUCGUUGUUAUCUGGAAUGUACCUUAGCGCUGGCCCUGUCGUCAGUGCUUUAACGAAUAAGUAUGGCUGUAGAGCAGUAUGUAUGGCAGGAAGUUUCUUAGGCGCCGCCGCAUUUGUACUUUCAACAUUUUCAAGCAGUGUAAAUAUGCUUAUGAUGACUUACGGCAUUAUGGGAGGAAUUGGAUUUGGUUUGAUAUAUCUACCCGCAGUAGUUUGCGUAGGCUAUUACUUUGAAACCAAAAGAUCUUUAGCUACGGGUAUUGCCGUAUGCGGAUCGGGAUUCGGCACGUUCGCAUUUGCGCCUCUCGCGACCAUGUUGCUGGAGGCAUAUAGCUGGAAGGGAGCAAAUCUAAUCCUGGCUGGUCUCAUCUUAAAUUGCGCAGUAUUUGGUGCCAUGAUGAGACCUUUGGAAUAUCCGAAAGCUUCUUCUGUUAAACCAUUAUUACAAAGAAUGGCCGAAGAGAAGAGAUUUCAGAUGGAACGUGGCAGCAUCGGUGGUUCUUAUUUUAUGGUACAAUUGCCGGACGGAUCUAUGGAAAAGCGAAUGAAAAUGCCAAUCAAUAUUGAUCCUGGUGUUCAUUCCAGUUUCAAUUUAGACCAAUUAGUGCCUGUUCCAACGGUGCCAACCCUCCCGACUAUAUCCGAAGUGAAGGUACAAGAGCACUCUUCCAGUGGGCAUACUAGCGAUAGCGGCAGCAUGGACUUAAAGAAUAUUUCGAAUAAAUCUAAAAGCAAGAAUAUCGACGAAACCAAAGACGCCAAGGACGCGGAGAAGCCCGAGAAUGAAUUUAAUAAGACGAUAAUCCCCAGAAACGCGUCGCAGCCGGCUUUCACGACCCACGUUCAAGGUUUGCCUAAAAACGGCUCUGUGCCAUUCUUCGAUAGAAUUCGUAAAACGAGUACCAGCGAGCGCUACAAGCCUAGCCUUAGUGCAAUAAAAAACUCUAGGACAACGCUUAACUCUAAUGGAGAUAUCAGAAAGAGCUUGCAUCUGAGACUUUCCACAAGUAGUAUGCUGGGAUCGCGAAAUAAUAACGCUGAAGUUGAUGAUGGUGAGAGUAUUACUUUUACUACCAGUAAAACUAGUAUCCCAAAGGAAAAACCAAUGAUGGUCCGUCCCUUAUCGAGAAAGGAUAUUUUCUACAGUGGUAGCGUAGUCAAUUUACCAGAAUACCAAAGCCAGAAAUCUCUCGCCAAUUAUCGUCAGAGUGUUAUAUCUAUUCCCAAAUCUGUACGUGGUGACAUGAAGGACAUUGAUAUCGAAAAAGCGCAACAACAACCUUUAUGUCCUUGCUUGGUAUUACCUGACUCGUUUAAAGAAGCUCUAGCGACGAUGAUGGACAUGUCCUUAUUGAAGGAUCCCGUUUUCCUUCUAAUUGGUAUUAGCAACGUGUUUGGUAUGGCUGGAUUAUAUGUUCCUUUUGUAUAUCUGGUGGAUGCUGCGGUCUUAGAUGGAAUUGAAAGCAAUUCUGCAUCGUUCUUAUUAUCCAUCAUUGGAAUAACGAACACUAUAGGUCGUGUGGCUUGUGGAUAUGUGGCCGAUUUUCCGCAAGUUGAUUCCUUACUGUUAAAUAAUGUUUGUUUAAUUAUAUCUACAAUCGCAGUAGCUGCAACACCAUUUUGCCAUACUUACGCCGCUUAUAUUAUUAUGAGCAUAUUUUUCGGAAUAGCAAUAUCUGGGUAUAUCUCAUUAACAUCGAUCAUUUUGGUGGAUCUCUUGGGAUUAGACAAAUUAACGAACGCUUUCGGCCUUUUAAUUCUGUUCAGAGGGGCUGCUGCUAUAGUUGGCUCACCCUUAGCGGGCGCUGUUUACGACGCAACGCAAAGCUAUAGCAUCCCGUUUUUCAUGGCAGGGUUUUUCUUCCUUGUAAGCACUAUUACUAGUUUCAUGGCCCCUGCUAUGAAACGGUGCACUACACCGCAGACUCAACCUGUGAUAUUAGAUACAUUGACUCCAAUUGACGAAGAUAUCGAGGAAGAGAACGAGGAGGACUUACCGGAAAUAAUAGAAACUGCGCCGUCACCCUUAGAACCACCUGAAAAGGAAAUCAAGCAAAUAGAGUCUGUUUUAUAAAUACUUCUGAUCAUUUUUAAAUGGAUAAAAAUCGCCUUCACUCCGAGCCACACUGUGAUAGGGCUGCUACUUUAAAGUCUCAAAAAUGUACUUCUUUGUUACACGUUUAAUCGAUAAAGCACAAAUUAGUGGCAUAUCUGAUGGAAUUUUUAACGUAGUUACGUACUUAGAUUUGUAUGACUGUAUAUGUUUUCUUGUUUUUUCUUUGUUUUCUAUUGAAAACC